This is a messenger RNA of Mesorhabditis belari, 1131 nucleotides long. Lineage: Eukaryota; Metazoa; Nematoda; Chromadorea; Rhabditida; Rhabditidae. The record is from the annotation of a GenBank genome assembly.
AUGAAACACGACACGACUAGGUCAAAGUUUGGACCCAGCAAAUGUCAGUUCAAUGGUUGCACCGUUUCCCUCUCGAAUCCGACUCCAUUCGCGUUGAUUUGCCACAUCGGCAUUCACUCGACGAAUAAACGAUACACGUGCACUGGCUGCACCUACGGCUGGGCCCAAUUCCAUCAAGCGUACACACACACGAAACGCUGCGAACGAGCUGCUAAUGUAAAGGAUAAUAUAGACGAGACGAUGUUAUUGGAUUGGAUCGAGCUGGGUCGAGUGUGCUUCCCCGAUCGAGUCGACGAGAUUCAGAAAUCCGGUCAAAAGCAACUCAUCAAGGCUCGGGAAAACGAGAAUCACGAUCCGCUUCUCUCCGUCUCCGACUACAGCUUCAAUGUCAAAGAGGAAAUGGAUAGUGAUGAAGGCAACCAAUCGCUCUCUUCGCCACUCUCAGCAACACUAGCGGCGAUAGCGAGGAUCGUCGAGCUACCGAAUCACUGCAAAUCGGAGGAAUCCUGCUCGAGCAAAUCUACCGCCGAAACGAGCGCGGUGAAGAGAAAAUUUCUGAAGACGAAAGACACCGAAACCGCAUCCACCGCCGAUGUGAAACGCUUCAAAUUGCAUACGCCCAGCAUUUUCACUGGCUCGUGGGAGGAGUCACCGAAGCACGAAUGUUCCUCUUGUCAACAAAAGAAUGAUCUUGAUCAGAUGAUCGUUUGUGCGGAUUGCAAUGUGAUUAUCUGCGGCCUCUGCGCCUACAAGAAACACAAGAUGCACGAUGGACGAGAGUUGUUGAAUGAAGAGAUUUAUGGACUCGCAAAAGAAUUAUCGGAUUUGAUUGACCAGAAAGUCGAUCAGCACAUCACACCACUCUCGAAUCUGUGCAAUGAAACUUUUGAGUUGUAUGAUGAAAUUAAAGCGGAGAUGUACAACUUGAAGCCACUCGUCUCAACGCAAACCUCGUGGAAGGAAGCUAAUGAGAAAGCCGAGAAAUGCCGCAAAAUGAUCGACGCGAUCGCCGACGUGUUCACCGAGUUCACUGCCGAGAUUCAAAAGUCGAAUAAAAAGCUAGAGGAAAAGCUGGAGAAGUUGAAAGCGCAAGAUUUCGACGCAAUCGAUGAGAAGCCGAUUGCUGACGCG